Drosophila persimilis is the source of this 1604-nucleotide messenger RNA. RefSeq names its product dynein assembly factor 3, axonemal homolog (gene Dnaaf3). Gene Ontology annotation, biological process: axonemal dynein complex assembly; motile cilium assembly. The transcript has a single exon. The coding region runs from base 46 to 1578 and encodes 510 amino acids. Lineage: Eukaryota; Metazoa; Arthropoda; Insecta; Diptera; Drosophilidae. The record is from RefSeq and is a predicted model, not a curated record.
UACGAGCAAAAUCUAAAAUAUAAUAUACUCUUAAAUUCCGUGAAAAUGUUUUGGGGUAUCAGCCCAGCGGUUGACUUGUACGAGGAGUAUGUGAAGGCGUUCAAGAUCAAGGAUGAACCACUGCCCGAGGAGCAGGAGGGGGCUUGCGGAGAUGGAGCAUCUCCUUCCGGGUCUCUCAACAUACUGAUAUGCGGCGGAGGCGAUCCGCGCCAUAUAAUCAAGACACUGGCCAAACGCUACACAUACAAAACCAGGCCCAAGCUGAACAUAUACGUGCUGGACGGGUGUGCCGAGAUAGCGGCCCGGAGUAUGCUGCUCCUGGGCGUGGCCCUGGAGCCGCCAGAGUCCUUCAGCUUGGUGUACAAGGCCCACCUUUUCAUGGACAUCUAUGGGAACUCGUUGAUGCGGCCGAGCUCCCACCACUACGUGGCAGCCAAGGGUCGCACGCUGCUAAAAAUGGUCACCGACGAGGCGGAGCUUCAACGGCUGGCGCCCAUGCUCAGCUUGGAGGGGCUGAAGUACAAGGAGCGCGACGGCCUCGAGAUGUCCUUCAGCUUCUGGCAGCCCCAGCCAUUGCACAAGUACAACAUUGCCGCCUACUGGGAGCAGCGAUCGCGUGCCCUGCUGGGGAGUCGUUACGAUCACCGCAACGGCGCCUUUGACUGGGACCUGAGCAUGACCCUAAAGAGCCGCGAGGGUCAGCAGAUCUGCUCGCAGGAGUACCGCUACUGGCGGGAGAGCGGGGUGGCCUUCGUCUUCCCCGAGUACGAACAGUGCAAGCCAAACAAGACAUUUGCUGCCGGGCUGGUGCGCAACGGACGCACCUAUCUGCACCGCGGCUACGUGGGCGACAUCCAAACGGGCCCCUUCUGCGGCUUCGGGUUGCGCAGCUCCGAGGAGCGUAUGCACAACUCUGUCCACGGCGACAACGACUAUCGGGCCACAGAUGUGACCGAGCGCAACCUCCUCGAGCUCUUCCACGAGCUGCAGACACAAACCGUCUACGAGCACGAUUCCACGCGAUCACGCCGCUACGGCUCCGUUCAGUUACUCAUGACGCCCCUGCUCACCCACAACGAGUGCGAUGCCGAGGGCCAAGCCAGCUACGAUCGACCCUGGAUAAAGGUGCCGGAUGUGACAGUGCACUUCGUGUCGCCCAUGGAGAUGGUGCAGCUAAAACAGGGAGCGGCUCGCUGGACGAACACCUUUGACAUUGUCUUCGUUGCCUUCAACUACUUCUCCUUCCUGAGCAAGGAGUUCUUCCAGUCCCUGCAUCCGCGGGCCCUGCUCCUUUUGGAGACAAAGCUGAUGACGGUGGAGCGCAAGGACAAUGUCCAGAGCUAUGAGACCAAGGCCAAGGAGCUCAUGAAGCAGGCUGGCUUGAAGAGUGUUAUUAAUUACCAGGCCAUCAAUGGCAAGCAUAUGCUACUGAAGUACAAGCGAACUGAGGCAACUGAUCCAGACGAGGACGAGGACAAGGACGAGGGCGAUGAUGCUGAGGCUGAGGCUGAGGCAGAGUCUGGAUCUAACAACGAGCCAGAAGAGGUCCAUGAGAUGCAAUUGACUGAACUUGUUUAAUUUCAAUACAUUUUGUUUAUUCAGUU